GAGAGAGAGAGAGAGGGAGAGAGAGUCAAGAGCGCGCGGGACCUCUAGAGAGGGAAAGAGGAAGUCUGCGGAUGGAGUAAGGAGGCGAGAAGUUUUCCGGCGAGUAUUAUCCCAAAAUUAUUCGAGUUUUAGUCACAUUUAGGGCAUUGAGCUCGGCCGAUUUUGCAGUGCGACCGAGAGAGAGAGAGGGGAGUGGCUUUCCGAUGAGUCUUUUAGGGUUCAAAUCGGUGGUUUACCAUGGAGAUGCGUGUUUGGGGGAACUGGACACUAUAAAGGUGAAGGAUCAGAAUUUCCAGUUCCCAAACAAUGAGAUACGCAUCCACCACAUCUCUCCCAACAGUGAAAGAUGCCACCCUUUAGCUGUUCUGCAAACAAUUUCCGCCCCUGUUCGCUGCAAGCUCGAACCAAACUCCGACUCAACCUACACUGCUGCUGAUCAGUCUCCGUUGAUCAAUCUCCAUGCCUCGUGCUUCUACGAACUCAAGACAGCGGUGGUGUUAAUAGGGGAUGACGAAGUGCACUUAGUGGCAAUGCCAAGUAAGCAGAAGAAAUUCCCCUGUUUUUGGUGCUUCUCGGUGCCAUCUGGUGUAUAUGGUGCAUGUUUGGGAAUGCUGAAUAUGAGGUGUUUGUCUAUUGUGUUUGAUCUUGAUGAGACCUUGAUUGUUGCAAAUACAAUGAAGUCUUUUGAGGAUAGAAUUGAGGCUUUGCGGAUUAGGAUUGGUAGAGAGAUGGAUCCAGUAAGAGCGUCAGGAAUGGCAGCAGAGAUGAAGAGGUAUGCUGAGGAUAGAGCAUUCUUGAAACAGUACUCAGAAGGUGAUUGUGUAAUGGAUGGUGGGAAAACAUAUAAUGUUCAGCACGAGGAGGUGCUCCAGUUAUCUGAUGGGCAUGAACGUGUUCUUCGCCCAGUCAUAAGAUUGGAGGAAAAGAAUAUUGUUCUUACUCGAAUCAAUCCAGAGAACCGUGAUACUAGUGUGCUAGUCAGACUACGACCUGCUUGGGAUGAUUUAAGAAAUUAUUUGACGGCUAAAGGCCGCAAAAGGUUUGAAGUGUAUGUUUGUACCAUGGCAGAGAGAGAUUAUGCAUUGGAGAUGUGGAGGCUACUUGACCCUGGUGCGCACCUCAUCAGUUUAAAGCAACUAUUGGACCGUGUUGUAUGUGUCAAAUCAGGUGCCAGAAAGUCCUUGCAUAAUGUCUUCCAAGGUGGCAAUUGCCAUCCAAAAUUAGCAAUGGUAAUUGAUGAUCGCUUAAAAGUGUGGGAAGACAAGGAUCAACCCCGUGUUCAUGUAGUCCCUCCCUUUAGCCCAUAUUAUGCUCCUCAGGCAGAGAUAGCAAAUGCUGUACCAAUACUGUGUGUGGCAAGAAAUGUUGCAUGUGAUGUUCGAGCUCGUUUCUUCAGAGAGUUUGAUGAGGAAUUGUUACGACAAAUCUCUGAAGUAUUCUAUGAAGACGACGUGGCAAAACUGCCCUGUGCUCCUGAUGUGAGCAAUUACUUGAUAUCUGAGGACACUAGUUUUGUGUCUAAUGGCAAUUCUAAUGCCCCAAUCCUUGAAGGAAUGCAUGGACCUGAAGUUGCACAGAGAUUGAAUCAGCAGGAUGUGAAGAAUAAUAUCAAUCAUGUUACACCUUCUGUGCCUAGUAAUCCAGAGCUCAAAUCUGAAAACUCACAGUCUCUACUAGGAUCUCCUCCAAAUACAUUCACCACAUCUUCUGUCAGAGGAGUUCUACCUUCAGAAAAACCUAGUUUGCUUGGAGCUCCACACGGACGGGAUAAUAGCUUUUCCGAAGCAGAUCCUGAUGGGAGGAGAAGGUUGCCCAUAUUGAACCAUAGCCAAGAUGUCAGGUUUUGGGGUUCAGCAGAGCCUCCUCUUUUAUCUAGACUGCCUCAGAAAAUACCAGGACUUCCCUUUCAACUGCAGGGCCCCUUGUCUGUGGAUUGCGAAACAAACAGUGGACAUUAUGGUAAUCGAGCACCAGGAAUUAUACAAGAUAGUGAUGCAUUUAGACCUGAUAAACAACGAAGUCGUCAGACUUUGCCAUCACAUUUAUCUGCAUUGAAGAGUGAAGAGGCAAAUUCAAAGCUUGAAAUGCGUGAGCAGAAUCUUCCCAAUCAACUCACUAAGAGUGGCAUUUCUGCGAACCAGACAUCUGCCAUUAAAAGAGAGCCACAACCAGAAGCAGGGAAAACAAACUACUCGCCCUCUUUAGCCAUUGGAGUGCUGCAAGAAAUUGGAAGGAGAUGCAGCUCAAAAGUCGAGUUUAGGCCCGUUGUCAGUACCAGUGAUGAACUGCAGUUCUCUGUCGAGGUAUUCUUUACUGGUGAGAGAAUUGGUGUUGGUAUGGGUAGAACGAGGAAGGAUGCUCAGCAGCAGGCAGCUGAGAAUGCUCUUCAUAACUUGGCUCAGAAAUACGUCUCAUAUGUUGAAUCUCAGAACGGAGCAGUGGAUAAAGACUUUGAUAAGAUUUCACCAGGAAAUGAAAAUGGAUUUUUAUGGGACCCACUCAGUCCUGGAGAUGAAAAGCCAGUGGAGGGUACUUUGUCGAAAGAUAAUGCCUCUGAGGUUGGGGUUUGUGAUGAAGCUGCUCAUGAUUGAAUGGAUUUCUGGUUGUCCACAUUGGUGAUGCUUGGAUCACGGGCGUGUGGAUGCAUGUUUCAAGAUGAGUAGUGAUCACAGAAAGACCGCUGGUUUCUGGAAUUCCAUUGCACCAUUUUUUGACGGGAAAAAAGGGCCAAUGAGGGAAUGUGGAGUGACUGGCAUUCAUACUAAUUGCUGCUAAUCUUGCUAUAUACUUCAUGUUUUGAGGCCAUUGCAGUGACACUUAAAGGAUCCUCUUCAAAAACCUGAUGUUAAUGCAUGGUGGUCAGCUUCUUCUUUUUUUUUUUUCAUUUUUUUUUUCAAAUAGUUUGUAGUUGCCAACUUACCAGAAUACCAGUAGACAACUGGAGGUUUAAUCCUCUUCCGAGACUGCAGUCCCUUGUAAACUUCUGAAAGAGGUGCUGCUGCUGCCAUGUCCAGAAGGCUUUAUCAUCCUUGCCAAAAACUUGGAAUCCUUUGAAAAUAGUACAUAGGGUGGCUCAACAAGGGGGUUAGGUAGGGAUGAUUGAGCUCAAAUUUGGUAUACUUUCUUCUCGAUUUGUCACCCUGCUAAGGCAGUAAUUUACUUAGUAAAUACUUUAAUUUAAGAUGGGCUGGUUUUUUUGCCCCCUUUUGUACCUUUAUUAUUAUCUAGACAUUGUUCAAUUUGCAACGUUUUUAUAGGCAGUCGUGUACCUGCAAAGCUGUAAAUAGAAUUAGCUAGACCAAUUAUGUAAGGGUAGGCAUUGUUGCACUAAUUUUUAUACUGUUCUCUUAUUGGGGGAUUGAAUAAUCAAAUCCUAUUAUUACAAUCUUGGGUUAUUUA
This is a messenger RNA of Ipomoea triloba (trilobed morning glory), 3399 nucleotides long. RefSeq names its product RNA polymerase II C-terminal domain phosphatase-like 2. Gene Ontology annotation, molecular function: RNA polymerase II CTD heptapeptide repeat phosphatase activity. Bases 204 to 2591 code for a protein of 795 amino acids. Lineage: Eukaryota; Viridiplantae; Streptophyta; Magnoliopsida; Solanales; Convolvulaceae. The record is from RefSeq and is a predicted model, not a curated record. The transcript is spliced from 15 exons.